This is a messenger RNA of Rotaria sp. Silwood2, 351 nucleotides long. Lineage: Eukaryota; Metazoa; Rotifera; Eurotatoria; Philodinida; Philodinidae. The record is from the annotation of a GenBank genome assembly.
AUGGAGGUUUAUUUGUAUGUAAACGCAAGAAAUUUAUUAUUAGGUAGUGAAACAUCAAAAAUUUCUUUAAUAUCUUCAUCAGCAAAUCCAAUUAAUGUUCCAUAUAUUUACACAUUAACAGUUAGAAUUUUCGAAGGAUCCUAUAAAGAUUAUGUUGGAAUUGUUAAUGAUGGAGCUGAAUCUGAAUCAAUAUGUAAAAUUGGCCUUCAAGCUAAAUGUCAAAUAAUUACAGUUGAUAGGAAUCGAAUUGUAUCAACAUCGAAUGUUUCUCGUCAAUCAGGUGAAAUGCCUCAUUAUUAUAGAAUUUUUCUUUAUGGUUCUCAAGCUUCAUCUUAUGCAACACUUGGUUGA